AUGCGUGCUCGAGGCGAGUGCACAUGCGUGCUCGAGGCGAGUGCACAUGCGUGCUCGAGGCGAGUGCACAUGCGUGCUCGAGGCGAGUGCACAUGCGUGCUCGAGGCGAGUGCACAUGCGUGCUCGAGGCGAGUGCACAUGCGUGCUCGAGGCGAGUGCACAUGCGUGCUCGAGGCGAGUGCACAUGCGUGCUCGAGGCGAGUGCACAUGCGUGCUCGAGGCGAGUGCACAUGCGUGCUCGAGGCGAGUGCACAUGCGUGCUCGAGGCGAGUGCACAUGCGUGCUCGAGGCGAGUGCACAUGCGUGCUCGAGGCGAGUGCACAUGCGUGCUCGAGGCGAGUGCACAUGCGUGCUCGAGGCGAGUGCACAUGCGUGCUCGAGGCGAGUGCACAUGCGUGCUCGAGGCGAGUGCACAUGCGUGCUCGAGGCGAGUGCACAUGCGUGCUCGAGGCGAGUGCACAUGCGUGCUCGAGGCGAGUGCACAUGCGUGCUCGAGGCGAGUGCACAUGCGUGCUCGAGGCGAGUGCACAUGCGUGCUCGAGGCGAGUGCACAUGCGUGCUCGAGGCGAGUGCACAUGCGUGCUCGAGGCGAGUGCACAUGCGUGCUCGAGGCGAGUGCACAUGCGUGCUCGAGGCGAGUGCACAUGCGUGCUCGAGGCGAGUGCAUAUACACGCAUGCUUGCAUGGAUUGGAGAGCAUUAG
Molecule: messenger RNA, 702 nt
Organism: Closterium sp. Yama58-4
Lineage: Eukaryota; Viridiplantae; Streptophyta; Zygnematophyceae; Desmidiales; Closteriaceae
Source: the annotation of a GenBank genome assembly